Molecule: messenger RNA, 1194 nt
Organism: Letharia columbiana
Lineage: Eukaryota; Fungi; Ascomycota; Lecanoromycetes; Lecanorales; Parmeliaceae
Exons: 4
Coding region: 1-1194 (397 amino acids)
Molecular function (GO): oxidoreductase activity
Source: RefSeq, a predicted model, not a curated record
AUGGCACCAGGACUGACAGCGACCUUUCCACACCAGACUUCUACCGUUGACAAGCACGUGCCGCGGUCCAUCUUCCCUGAUGGCAUCAAGACCUCUGGCCAACAUCCCCCUCUGUACCAUCAGCUCAGUCCCUACCAAGACUUCCCCCAUGAGAUUACUGGCCCCACAGUCUGGGACGCAGAUGACUACAAGGAUAACCCUGAACGAUGGACGCACUGGUUCACAGACGAGGAGAUUGCAGAGAUGAGUGAAGCUGCCGACAGUUUCACGAAUGCCGGCAUUCCAUUGACAGGAAUAUCAAAGGACAACUUCCAGCUUCCUCGUCUCUCCAAGUUUCUCGAGUCCAUGCGCAACGAACUCCUCAAUGGCAAAGGCUUCAUACUAUUCAAGGGCUUCCCCGUGGAGAAGUGGGGAAAUCACAAGUCAGCUAUCGCAUAUAUGGGGCUGGGGACAUACUUGGGAUACUUUGUCAGUCAAAAUGGGAAGGGCCAUGUUCUUGGACAUGUGAAAGAUCUGGGAGACGAUGCAAAGCAGAUUGACAAAGUCAGGAUAUAUCGGACGAACGCACGCCAGUUCUUUCAUGCAGACGACUCGGAUCUGGUGGGCCUACUCUGCAUUGCGCGAGCUCUCGAAGGCGGAGAGUCUGACAUCACUUCCGUGCACCAUGUCUAUAAUGUCUUGCGAAGAGAAAGACCCGAUGUGCUCAAGACCUUGACAGAACCAAUAUGGUAUUUCGACCGCAAGGGCGAAGUCAGCGAAGGCGAGGAUCCUUACAUCCGAGCAAGCGUCUUCUACCUGGAAUCUGGAGGAAAAGGGCGGGUAUAUUGCAAAUACGAUCCCUACUUUAUCCGUUCCUUAGAGCGCUUUUCCACCGCCGGCGUCAUACCUCCUCUGUCUCCUGCCCAGCUCGAAGCCGCCGACGUCCUCGAAGCCACCUGCAAUCGGCUCGCGCUACACAUGAUCCUCGAAGUUGGGGACAUACAAUUCUUGUCGAAUGAGCAUGUACUGCAUGCGAGGACCGCAUAUAAAGAUCAUGCGCCACCCGCGCCGAGACGGCAUCUGAUGAGGUUAUGGCUGGCGACGCCAGAAAGCGAAGGGGGAUGGACAUUGCCCUUCCACGACAGCAAAGAGAAAAAACGCGGUGGCAUACAAGUGGAUGACGUAGCGCCUGUGGCACAUCUAGAUGCAGAGUAG